Molecule: messenger RNA, 975 nt
Organism: Candidozyma pseudohaemuli
Lineage: Eukaryota; Fungi; Ascomycota; Pichiomycetes; Serinales; Metschnikowiaceae
Product: triglyceride lipase
Exons: 2
Coding region: 1-975 (324 amino acids)
Molecular function (GO): triacylglycerol lipase activity
Source: RefSeq, a predicted model, not a curated record
AUGUUCAGGCAGCCAUUGAGGGCAGGGGCAGGCCUCUUGUUUAUACACCCUCUUCCAUAUGUUAGCAGCAUCAAAAGCCUUUGGAACAAUAAGUCCGAAGAUGACAAAAUAGACGCUAACGACAAAUAUGAUAUCAAACUCAUCAAAGACAAGUUCAGCAAGCUUCGAGACCAUUACGGCGUACCUAAGCACCCUAUAGUUUUGUGUCACGGGCUUCUGGGCUUCGACACGCUAAACUUGUUUGAGCUUCCCCAGUUUGCAGACACCGAUCUCGAGAUGAUAGCUGAAAAUGUCCAAGGAAGCGGUAUUCUGGUGAAUUAUUGGCAUGGAAUCGAGGAUGCGCUUACCAAGGCUGGAGCUCUGGUGAUCACAGCACGCGUCCCACCUUUUGGAACAAUAGAUCAGCGGGCCGAGCGUUUGGAUGCCUUGUUAAGGGAGAAAUGCGAGGAUCAUGAAGACAAGACACAUGGGGAAAGACUCAAGAUCAACAUCGUAGGUCACUCCAUGGGUGGUCUUGACGCCAGAUACCUUAUUCUGAAACUCCAAACCGACAAGUCACCCUACGAAGUGGUUAGUUUGACCACAAUCGGUACACCUCAUCAUGGUUCCGAAUGUGCCGAUUUCGUCAUGGAUAUCGUCAACGCAGACAAGACACUCCAAAAAAUCUGCCCCCGAGCCAUACCACAAUUGACAACGCUGUUCUUGAAGGAGUUCAACAAAGACGUCACCAAUAACAGCAAUGUCUCGUAUUUCUCCUAUGGUGCCCUGAUGCCACCCCAUGGAGUCUGCGUGUUUCGUGCCACAUAUGAGAUCAUCAAGCACGAAAUCCAAAAACGUGGUGGAACCCACUGGGAAAACGAUGGCAUGGUCAGCGUUGAGCUGUCCAAGUGGGGAGAGUACUUGGGCACCUUGUCAGACUCGACCAACUCGUCUUUGACAAAUCACCUUCGUUCAACCCCAUUGCAUUAUACUUAG